Messenger RNA from Rubroshorea leprosula, 1392 nucleotides. The record is from the annotation of a GenBank genome assembly. Lineage: Eukaryota; Viridiplantae; Streptophyta; Magnoliopsida; Malvales; Dipterocarpaceae.
AUCCUCCACCAAUCAGAGAUCCUCCAUAGCCUUACUCCGGAAAUGUCAAACCCUUUCUUAGGAAAUGGUGGGAACUCUCGCCAGAGUUUCUCUGAAAUUUUUAAGAAAGUAAGGGGAAGAAAAGCAAAAUCAACUAAGACACUAGCUGCAGCACUUGCAGGACUUCCAGGAGAACUCUGCCACCAAUUUUCACUAGCUGAGCUCAAAGCAGCUACUAAGAACUUUGCUAACAGUUUGAUGAUCGGUACAGGUGGUUUUGGCUGUGUAUACAAAGGGCUUAUUGAUGGCAGGAUUGUUGCUUUCAAAUGCCGCACUCACUCUGAGUCAGUAGAUUAUGAGUUCCAAACUGAGUUGCGGGUUCGGCAGUCGAUGACAAUAAAAGGCGGAGAUCAGUUCCGGACUGAGAUACAGUUGCUCUGCCAGCUAAGCCACCAGAAUCUUGUCUCCCUUAUCGGGUUUUGCCAAGAGAAAGAUGAUAGGAUCAUUGUGUAUGAAUAUCUGACCCAUGGAUCAUUGCGUGAUCAUCUUAAUCCAAGUGCUCAUGACCCACUCCCAUGGAAGCGGAGGCUAGAGAUAUGCAUUGGAGUAGCACGUGGAUUACAUUACCUUCAUACAAGCGCCAAGUAUGCAAUAAUUCACCGCGAUGUCAAGAGUGCCAAUAUUCUUCUGGACAAGAAUUGGGCUGCAAAGCUUGCUGAUUUCGGCUUAGCCAAGAUUGGUCCCCGUAGCAUCUCAAAGCCGAAGGCUUUGACACAAACAGAAUCAGAGAUUGCAGGUACGUAUGGCUAUAUGGCUCCAGAGUAUCGCAUCAAUGGUGAACUCACAGAAAAAUGUGAUGUGUUUUCGCUAGGUGUUGUUUUGUUUGAAGUAUUGUGUGGUAGAUUGGCACAUCAGUUUAUAAAUUUCACCGAGAAUCUAGUUCCUUUGUGCUUUGGAAGGAUAGGAGCGGCUAGUAUUCAUGAUAUUAUUGAUCCAUAUCUGAAAGGAAAGAUAGCACCAGCGUGUUUGACAGAAUUUGUGGGGAUCGCUUUCAGUUGUCUUCAUGCUAAGGCAAGUGAACGACCUUCGGCAGGAGAAGUAGAGGUGAUGCUAGAACUUGCCUUGGAGAAGCAGGACAAAACCGACUCGAUUAUGCAGUGUGUCAAUCCUCGUGCUGUCUAUGCUUACGAGGAAAUAACGUUUCAUGAAUUGGUUCCGGAUUACGAUAGAUACUUUUCUGGGAGACCGAAUGUGACAGACUCGUACGAGCCAUGCAGCAGUUCUAAUGCUUACUCUGUCAACGACCUAGUUUAUUGUGACUCUUCGGUUGGGGAAUGCUCGUUCAGUUCGUUUGAAGGACGAUAAUGUUAGAAGAUAUUGACUUUUUUAUUCAAAUCAAAUUAAGGUUAAUUU